UUUGCAGAAUUUGCGGUCUACCUGCAGCCCUUCAGAUUGGCAACUGCUUUUGUACUCUGACGGACUGAGCUUUUAGCUAACGAGAUUGGGGGACAACAAGCAUGGAUAGGGCAGCCCAGGUCCCUCUUCAAUUCUAGAAUUGAUUUAAAUUGCUUGCCGUCAGGAUUGGCUUGGAUAUCCUGUGCCACAGUUUUAACGAAGCACCACUUAUUAUUACAGGUGUGUGUUGUUUCGCCUCAGCAGCAUGGCUGUGGUCAUCCGCUUGCAGGGUCUCCCGAUAGUGGCGGGCACCAUGGACAUACGCCAUUUCUUCUCUGGAUUGACUAUCCCGGAUGGUGGGGUGCAUAUUGUAGGGGGUGAACAUGGUGAGGCUUUUAUUGUUUUCGCCACAGAUGAAGAUGCCAGGCUUGGCAUGAUGCGUACAGGGGGAGCAAUCAAAGGUUCUAAAGUGUCACUUUUGCUGAGCAGCAAGACAGAGAUGCAGAAUAUGAUCGAACAUAGCCGCAGGCGUUUUGAAACAGGCAAUGUGAAGGGAGCCGCGGGAAACGGUAGCAGGCCAGGCCCCACGAUAAGCUCAGGUGGGAGGGGCAGUUUACCCACCACUUUACAAGUCUUCAGCAACACCACACCAACUGCAGUCACCACAGCUGCAUCUGCACAUGAAACUAUAAGCAACAAAAAUGUGUCCACGUUUGCCACAACUAGCAUGGGAAACAUGCCUCCCAGUUUCAGCAACAACUUCAGCAGCCCAAAUCUUACCAUGGGAUCCACUAUGACAACAGCCAUGUCCUCCCUCAACUCUAUACCACCACCUAUCCCCCCUUUGCCAACCAUGCCAUCCCUGCCACCCAUGCCUUCCAUACCCCCCAUGCCACUUCCACCACCUGUGUCCUCUAUGCCUCCUCUUCCCACUGUGUCACCUUUAACCCAAGGCCCCCCUGUCCUUCCCAUGAGUCAUCUGUCCCACAUGGGCUCAAUGCCACCAUUUAACCCAGGCAUCCCACCCCCUGGUGGACUGGUCUCAGGGCUGCCUCUGGGAACCCCAAACCACAUGUUUCUGGGCCAUAUGAACCCUCUGUUAAAUCUCCAGGCACACAUGAAGGCAGCAAUAGGUAAUCCAGACGAGUUAUAUGUCCACCUUCAAGGCCUGCCAUUCUCAGGUACAGAAAUGGAUAUUAGGGAGUUUUUCCGUGGGUUAGCGGUGGACUCCAUCCGACUGGUCAGGGACAACAUGGGCCGGAGUAGCGGCAGGGCSCUGGCCAAGUUCUUUUCCCCUCAGGACACUUUUGAGGCACUCAAAAGAAGCACCGGAAUGUUAGGGCAGAGGUACGUGGACAUCUCUCCGGCCACAGAGAGCCAGUGGAUGAGUGUCAGCAGUGGGGGCAACGGGGUUGGAGGGCAAGCCCACUCAAAAUCCAGUAAUGUGCCCCAAGACCAGCACCGCCGCAGCAACAUGAGUUCAGUGUCUCCUUCAACCAGAGAUCAUGCAAGGUCUCGCUCCCCUCACAACAAGGAGUUCUGUGUCUACCUAAAAGGCCUGCCCUACGAAGCAGUAAAUAAACAGAUCUGUGAGUUCUUCAAAAACCUGAACAUUAUGGAAGACUGCAUUUACAUUGCUUAUGGACCCUCUGGCCGAGCUACAGGUCAGGGCUUUGUCCAGUUAAAAGAUGAAAUGGAUUACAAGGUUGCCCUCAGCUGUCACAUGCAGUAUAUGGGAAGCCGAUUCAUACAAGUUCACCCCAUCAGUAAGAAAGCUAUGUUUGAAAAGAUUGAUUCCAUUCGUCAAAGGAUGCAGGGUGUUGAUAAGAAAAACAAUUCUGAAUCAGGCAAGAACCCUAGAAACUGUGCACACAUCUCAAAUAUUCCAUAUAAUGUGUCAAAGAAAGAUGUCCAUCUGUUUCUGAAAGGCAUUGCGGUAUUUGAAGAAAGUCUUAAAGUUCUGGUUGACAGCAGUGGUAACGGUUUAGGUCAGGCUGUUGUGCAGUUCAGGGGAGAGGAGGAUGCGCUAAAUGCUGAGAGACUACACAGGCAGAAGUUAAAUGGCAGAGAUGCCUUUGUGGAUUUGGUCACCUUUGAGCAGAUGAAAGUUAUCGAGAGAAACCCACCACCACAGGUUAGGAGAGUCAAGAAACUUGAAGGGAACUCUCAAGGCCAGGCACACGGCCAUGCUCAGGCACAGAAUCCUAUUCAAGCCCAAGCUCACCCCUUUGCCGGUAUAACAGGAGAAGAGUUCAACUUCCUCAGAAACACUGUUGGCAAUUUAGGCAAUGGUCCUUUUGCUCAAUUUACUGUCCCAGGUAAUGGACUCGUGGGCCCUCCACCUCUACCCCCAUUUGCAGCCAGUCUAGAGAAUGUAGCCCUUAGCAUUCCCCCACCCAUGGUUGCCGGUCACUUGCCUGGAGCAGUUCUGGCACCCCCAAGCUUCCGACCAGGUAGCAACAAUGGCCCACCUGGCUUUGGACCAGAGGGCUUGAGGGGCAGGCCACCUUUUGACAAUGGCUCUAGAAAGAGCGGAGGCCAUAACAACCGAGGAAGUGGCCAAGGGCGUUCAGAAGUGCGCCCUCAGUCUGCCUUGGGCCGUGGCCCUGGCUCUGACCCUCUGAGAGAGCAGUCAACCGGAGGCCCUGGUAACCCUCGUGGACCAACCAUUGUAAAGAUCCAAAACAUGCCUUUCGCCGUAACAGUCGAUGAGAUCCUAGAUUUAUUUUAUGGGUAUCAAGUGCUGCCUGGUUCAGUCUGUCAGCAGUUAAGUGAAAAGGGCCUGCCCACUGGUGAAGCAAUGGUUGCCUUUGAGUCACACGAGGAGGCAUCAUCUGCUGUCAUGGAUUUAAAUGAUAGGCCUAUUGGGGCUAGGAAAGUGAAGAUAACCCUAGGAUAAGACUCCAAUGUUCCCCUCUACCAAUAAUGAUUAAGUGAAACAUCCGGUUUCAUUAAUGCAAAGGUAAGAACUUGCAUUUAGGAUUUAAGCUCCCAACUAUCUUUACCAAAGUUAUCAAGUUGUUAGUAGCGUAAGAAUAAAAUGGAACGCUGCUAUAUUGAUUUGAUGUAUAAUAUGAUAACUAAAGUGGGAUGGGGCGGCAGGGUAGCUUAGUGGUUAGAGCAUUGGACUAGUAACCGAAAGGUUGCAAGUUCGAAUCCCCGAGCU
Messenger RNA from Salvelinus sp. IW2-2015, 3145 nucleotides. RefSeq names its product RNA binding motif protein 12 (gene rbm12). Lineage: Eukaryota; Metazoa; Chordata; Actinopteri; Salmoniformes; Salmonidae. The record is from RefSeq and is a predicted model, not a curated record. Gene Ontology annotation, molecular function: RNA binding. Gene Ontology annotation, cellular component: ribonucleoprotein complex.